UGGCUUCCUUUCCUUUGAUAAAACUUGUAGUGCAGCGAGUACAAGGGAGUUGAGUUGUUGCAUGAUGUAAUAAUUAACCAAAUCCAUUGCGAAGAUGAACACAACCAACAAUCACACCAACAAUCAAGAUCAUCUUCUUCUGGAUCCCCAAACUCAAAUCCAAACCCCAAUUCCUCAUCCCCAUCCUGUCCAGCCAAACCAAUCCCAACCUCAACCCCGUCGUCCUCGUGGCUUCGCCGCCACAGCCGCAGCCGCCGCAGCAGCUGACCCCACUAACUCGGUCUCCGUCAAUGUCUCUGGUAAAGGCAAGAGAGAGAGGGAGAAAGAGAAAGAGAGAACCAAGCUUCGAGAGCGCCAUCGCCGAGCUAUCACAAGCCGAAUGCUGGCGGGACUAAGGCAAUAUGGUAAUUUCCCUCUUCCUGCGCGUGCAGACAUGAACGAUGUACUUGCUGCACUGGCCCGUGAGGCUGGCUGGACUGUUGAAGCUGAUGGCACCACUUAUAGACAAUCUCCUCCUCCUUCCCAAAUGACAUCAUUUGCUGUGAAAUCAGUGGAAAGUCCAGUUUCAAAUACUUCUUUGAAGAGCUCCUCUGCGAGAGGAGUUGCAUUGGACUGUCAGCCUUCUGUUCUGAGAAUAGAUGAUAGCUUGUCGCCGGCGUCUCUUGAUUCUGUGGUAAUGACAGAGAGAGAUGCAAGGAGUGAGAAAUUUGCUGGUGCCAGCCCUAUCAAUUCAGUUGAUUGCUUGGAUGCUGAUCAGCUUAUACAAGAUGUUCGUUCGGGUGAGCAUGAGGGUGAUUUUUCAGGCACUUCAUACGUCCCUGUCUAUGCAAUGCUUGCUACUGGAUUUGUCAAUAACUUCUGCCAGCUGGUUGAUCCACAAGGUAUUAGACAGGAGCUAAGCCAUAUGAAUUCUUUAGAAAUAGAUGGUGUCAUUGUAGAAUGCUGGUGGGGAAUUGCUGAAGCAUGGAGCCCUCAGAAAUAUGUAUGGUCUGGCUAUAGGGAAUUGUUUAAUAUAAUCCGGGAAUACAAGUUGAAAUUGCAGGUUGUAAUGGCAUUUCAUGAAUAUGGAGGAACUGACUCUGGUGGAGUUUUAAUCCCCCUUCCUCAAUGGGUUUUAGAGAUUGGAAAAGAGAACCAAGAUAUAUUCUUCACAGAUCGUGAAGGAAGGAGGAAUACUGAAUGCCUAUCUUGGGGUAUUGACAAGGAGCGAGUUCUGAAAGGAAGAACUGGCAUUGAGGUUUAUUUUGACUUCAUGAGAAGCUUCAGAAUGGAGUUUGACGACUUGUUUACAGAGGGUAUAAUUACUGCAAUUGAAAUAGGACUUGGAGCAUCUGGGGAACUGAAGUACCCAUCUUUUCCUGAGAGGAUGGGAUGGAGAUAUCCUGGUAUUGGUGAGUUUCAGUGCUAUGACAAAUAUCUUCAACAAAGUCUUCGCAUAGCAGCCAAAUUGCGUGGUCAUUCAUUUUGGGCCAGGGGGCCUGAUAAUGCCGGUCACUAUAAUUCUAGGCCACAUGAAACUGGGUUCUUCUGUGAACGAGGUGAUUAUGAUAGUUACUUCGGGCGCUUUUUUCUCCAUUGGUAUGCUCAAACUUUGAUAGACCAUGCGGAUAAUGUUUUAUCUCUUGCAAGCCUUGCAUUUGAGGAUACCAAGAUAAUUGUUAAGAUUCCAGCUGUUUAUUGGUGGUAUAGGACUGCAAGCCAUGCAGCCGAGCUAACAGCAGGAUACCAUAACCCCACAAACCAUGACGGAUAUGCUACAGUUUUUGAUCUGUUGAAAAAGCAUUCAGUAACAAUGAAAUUUGCUUGCUCAGGAUUGCAAAUUCCUAGUCAGGAGAGUGAUGAAGCGCUUGCUGAUCCUGAGGGCUUGAGUUGGCAGGUUUUAAAUUCUGCUUGGGAUCGAGGAUUGACAGUUUCUGGUGUGAAUAUGCUUUCAUGUUAUGAUAGAGAAGGGUGCAUGAAGGUGGUUGAGAUGGCAAAGCCUCGGAAUGACCCUGAUCGCCGUCACUUUUCAUUCUUUGUAUAUCAACAGCCAUCUCCUUUGUUUCAAGGAGCAAUUUGCUUUGGCGAGUUGGAUUACUUCAUUAAAUGCAUGCAUGGACACAUAUCAGGCGAUCUCGUAUCCUAACAAGAAACUGCUUUUCCCCUUUGGAAGAUAGAUUAAAACAACUAGUUAUGAAUGUAGUCUAUAGAGGAAACAAAUGCAAUUGUAGCUCCCUGUACCAAAUUUGUAAGCUUUUCUUUAGAAUCUUUGUAGACUAUGCAAUACUUAUUUUCUUUUGUUAAUGCUUAGUGACAUGUCGGGAGAUACUUUGUCUCCACAUGCAACAGUGAGGAGGUAAUCAGGCAGACAAAAAGUGUAAGAAUGUAUGAAGCUGACUAUUAAACCAAUUAGUACAAUGAUCUUUUGAUAGCUUUGAUUUGCA
Molecule: messenger RNA, 2423 nt
Organism: Jatropha curcas
Lineage: Eukaryota; Viridiplantae; Streptophyta; Magnoliopsida; Malpighiales; Euphorbiaceae
Gene: BMY2
Product: beta-amylase 2
Biological process (GO): polysaccharide catabolic process
Molecular function (GO): beta-amylase activity
Source: RefSeq, a predicted model, not a curated record